Molecule: messenger RNA, 7088 nt
Organism: Stegodyphus dumicola
Lineage: Eukaryota; Metazoa; Arthropoda; Arachnida; Araneae; Eresidae
Biological process (GO): regulation of transcription by RNA polymerase II; embryo development
Cellular component (GO): nucleus
Molecular function (GO): DNA-binding transcription factor activity, RNA polymerase II-specific; RNA polymerase II cis-regulatory region sequence-specific DNA binding
Source: RefSeq, a predicted model, not a curated record
UGGAAAGUAAUUGUUGACAGUAUGCUGAGAGAACAACAGUUAUCUGUAAUAUUUUCGAGAUUUCGGCCACAAACUCUAAAUUACUUUAAAGUCAUUUACUCAAUAAGUAAAAUUCGCUUUAAAAUGAAUCUAUUCGUUGUUAGUAAUUAUAAAUUCUUGUAUUGUUUAAUGUAAUUGAACUUGAUAUUUAUAUCCUUACUAAUAAAUAUGCAUUUUAAGCGAUUGAAGAGCAUUCAUAUUUCACCUGAUUUAUUGUUACUGCGUAAUAUACCACCCUAAAUGUAAGUGAAUAGGAUGGAGGAUAUGACCAGUUUUGAAUCUGUUGGAAUAAAUAUGACUAUUCCCACACAACAAAAUCAUCAUUUGACUGUUAACUGUUCUGUAAAAGAUUGCUGAAAUUUCAUACAACCCCAUGUAAUCCUAUGCAUUUGUAUUUUUGUGCACUCAGAUGGGUAAAAAAAAGAAAUGGAAUCGUCCCCUUUGUGAUAACACUAAUCAGUGCUUUCCUCAGGGAGAAUUCUGUAUUAAUGUAGAACAUCCAGAUUCCAAUAAUUUCCAGAAUUUUGAAUCCCGUUUGGGUGUAACUGUACCCAAUUGGUCAAGACCUGCUAUCCAGUCACAACUGAGAUGUGAGAUAUGUGAAAGGGUUUUUCAGUAUCCCAGUCAGUUAAGAGAUCAUAUGCUCAUACAUACUCGCGUACGUAGGUUUGUCUGCCAGGUAUGUGGUAUGAAGUUUAUGAAAGAGCAUCAUCUUAAAGCACAUCAAGCUACUCACAGUUCAGUGAAACCCUUUGCAUGCCCUAUAUGUGGACGCACAUUUACAUUGAAAGCAAACAUGGAACGGCAUACCUAUAUACAUAACACUGAACGUCGUUUCACAUGUGAGCAAUGUGGAAAGAAAUUUUCUCAACCACAGACUUUAAAAAUGCAUAUGAUUUCUCAUUCGGAUGUGAAGCCAUUUGCUUGCAAUAUUUGUGGCAAAGGCCUCUCAAGAGCGCACAAUCUCCGAGCCCACAUGGCUAUUCAUCGAAAUAAUAAGCCUUUCAAAUGUCAUCUUUGUAACAGCUCAUUCACAUUAAAAGGUAAUAUGCAACGUCAUUUAAAAGAGAAGCAUGGUGUUACAGAAGCAGAAAUUCCUCAGCAUCCAGAACCUGCACCAAGCUUGUCCAGUGAGAGUUUUAUCCUCUCUUUGGACCCUGCAGAUGCUGUUGGUUCUCCAACAGGAUCUCGAAUAAGUGAGGAGGAUAUGUCUCAAAACUGUAAUCAAACAGCUGAUCUACCUCAAAAUAAUAAACGGAGAAAAAAUCCACCUAAGCGUGUGAAAUGUGAGACUCCAAACAGUGAACAUGACAAUUUAAGUAAGAGUUCUCCUAAUGAGCAAGAUCCUCACCGCCAAGCAGAGUACCAAGGAGUGCCAGUAUCUUCAGUCAAUAAUGUGAUGCCAGCGCCAAACAAUUUCCAACAAGUUCAGUCAAAUACUUUAGUGCCAGUUAACAAUUCAUUUCCUCCUUCUUCCCAGCUACAACUCUGCAACCCUCCAAUAAAUGUUGGAAAUCCGUCUGAUCAUAAACCGUUCACCCCUUGCGCAUUGCCCUUGCAAGCAAGUUUAGGGCAUUCUGGCUUUGGACCUGUUUCAGUUGCCAGUUUUUUGCCAAGGCCACCAGGUUUUUAUGCUGAUAGUGGCAUGCUGACUGUACCACCAAAUCCAUUCCCUAGUGAAAAUGUUGAAUCUAAACUGCAAACUAUUCAUUCAGCUAUAGAUGACUUAGCGGGUAAGCUUUCUUCUCCACAUGAAAAAGUCAUGGCAAUACAUGAAGCUUUGGAUGAACUUAUUCAUCUACGUCCUGAAAAUCCUGCAAAUAAUUUUAGGUUCUUACAUGCCACCUCACGCAGCUGACGAUGUAAGAGAAUUUGAUGAGCAGGUACUUCAUUUUCCUUUGCCCACUCUGAUCAAGCAUUAAAAUUUAAAAUGGCAACCUUUUAUUUUUCUAAACACUUUUUAGUCAUGCACAUUAAAUUUCCAGUUUACUAAGUUUUUUAAAUGUGUUUUUAACAAUUAAUUUGUCAGAACAUUUUUAUUUCUUUAUAUACUAACCUUUUAAUAUCAGUUCACUUAAUUAGGUGAUGAACAGUACAAAACAUUAAUCUCAAAAGCAUCUUGCAUAUCAUUAAUAAAGUAGUAUUUGCUUCUAAUAUUCUUAGUCAUUCAUAUUUCAAGUGUACAGGUGAUCAUAAAAAACUUCUCCAAUAAAUGAACCCUUAGCGGACUAUCCACUCAAACAGUCAAGAUGAAACUUCAGGUACUGUUAUUUGAAGAUGUGUAACCAAGAUUAUGAUGAUUCAAAACAAUAAAGCUCUCGUGGUUAUAUUAUUACAGUGAACAAGUUUUGAAAUUUUUGAGUGGCUACACCUACUUUUAUCCUGUUCAAAUUGAUCAGCACAUUGAAAAAACAUAAAUGGCCUUGAAACAAUACACGUGUGACAAAAAUUGACUGUGUAAAACAUUUGCAAAGAAGAGCAUUGGAAAGGACCAGUGACAACCUGAGAGGAGAGAGAUAUUAUUGGAAUUACAACUUUUCAACAUGUCCACCUUUGUAGAAGAUAAUGCAUUGCAUACAGGAGAUUAUUGAAGCAGUGACUAGUGUAACAUUACAGGAGAAAUCUGUAUAGCAUCAUGUUUGGCAUCUUUCAGUUCUGGGAACUCUCCUGGAUGUGAUGUGUACAGUUUAGAUUUUGGGUAAGCCCAGAACCAGAAAUACAUUGGAAUGAGGUCAGGGAUUGUGGUGGCCACGAAACUGCAAAGUGAUGGGAGAUGACUCUGUCUUCAAAUGAUGUACACAUUGAAAACUUGUAAAUUCCUAUAAAAGUUCCCCCUACCUAUCUUAAUGUGUGUGUGUGUGAUUAUGACAAAGCCUCGAGGGCUAUCUGCCUAAGGGGAGGAAUGCCUUUAUGAAGGGCUUUCUAAGGGAACUGGCUCAUAUACACAUUGCACAUGGGGAAAACCACAAAAACGCCCAUGCAGCCAGCCCGUUCGCGGAAUUCGAACCUCAGACCGAACUAUCAGUGUUCAGCGACUUUACCGCUCGGCCACUGGUGGGCCCCAUCUUAAUGUCAUUAGUUCUUUACAAUCUUCUUCUGUGAAAAUGUUGUACGGUGUCAAUUUUAAUCAUACUUACAUUGCUGUAACACCAUUUUACAGUUUUUCAGUGCAGUUAUCAAUUUGCAUAGGAAAAGGUGGGCAUUAAAAAUUUUGAAAUUUUUUCACUGUAACUGUAAUUGUGAGAGCUGUAUUAUUUUAAAACAUUACAAUCUUAAGAGUAUACAUUCAAAUAGCAAUACCUCAAAUUUCAUUUCGAUAGUUUUAAGCAGAUAGACUGCUAGGAGCUCAUUUUCGGAGAUGUGUUUUUAUGACUAUCUAGAGACGAGUUCAUUUAAAUUUCAAUUGCAUAGAUUUGCAUCAUUAAAAUUUGAAAUAGCACAAAUUCAAAUUUUAUAAGUUACCUUGUAAUAUUUUGUGUGCAAACAUAUAACAGCUCUCUGUGUAAAUGUCAGGAGCAUCAGUCUUUUACAUUCCUUAUUGAGUUCAUAGUUAAGAAAAUAUUUAUUAUUUAAUAAAUGACAUAAUUUUAUGUAAUGUUUGUCAACAUAUGCAAAUUAUGUAUGUAUUAAUAGCUGCUGUGCGUCUACCAGUCUGUUAAACAUUGUUUUAUUUUUUAUUCCUGACAUUUCUAAUGCAUUCUCAGGACUAAACGUUUUUCACCUGACUCAGGAAAACUACAACGUUUGAACAAAUAAAACAGCAUGCAUCCAUGUAUUCUACCAUUUUAUAAUAAAUUCAGUUUAGUUCCUAAAGUAAAAAAGCCAUCUGUAUGUGUGUGUAUGUGUAAUAGUGCUUUGAUAAUUGUCAGUUUUAUUAUUUAUAAUCAGUAUGGUACUUGUAGAAGGAAAUCUUACAGACUUACGUUCAUUUUUAUAAAUGUACAAAUGGAAAAUUUUUAUCCUUAUCAGAAAGUUUGAAAUAGAAUAUUGCUUUAUGAAAAUUAGCUAAACAAUUUGUAAUUAUUUAAACAAAUUGAAAAAUUGUUUACUUUCAUAGUGUGUUAAUGUUUAAAAGCUAAUCAAUGAAUCUUUACACACACAUAUGUAAAAAUGAAUACAUACAAAGCAGUUCAAAAAUCUAAUCAUAUUUGCAUACUGAAAACAGCAACAGGUGGUGGUAAUAAUGUAAAUAAUACAUAUAAAAUCCAGCCCAUAUUCAAAUGGAAAUAAACCAUAUGCAAAAAAACUAGAAGACGAUGUCAAACUGCAUGAAAUGGCAAAACAUCCCAAAACCAAAAAUGGAAAAAGAAAUUUACAUCUUUCUUUGCAUCAUCAUCAAGGGGUUGUGCAACAAAUGUCAAAAUGAAGAUGAAAUUUACAACUUUCACUGCAUCGUCAUCAGAGGGUUGGAGUGCAAGAAGGAAAUAAGUAAAAAUAAUAAUUAAAUGGCCUGUUUCUGAACCAACAAAGAUGCAAAUUAAAGUUUAAUACUUAAAAUAAUCUAAAAAAGAACAAUAGAAGUAAUAGGCAUCUUUAUCAGUUCAACGCCUACAGGCCAAAAUAAAAAGUAUUACACACAUAUAUAUUGUUAUAUGUGUAUGUGUGUGAAAAAUUAUCGCAAACUAGUUUUGCAUUCAUUUUUCAUUGUUUUUAUUAAUAGUAGUAAAUAAUUUUAUUGUGAAGCUGCAUAAUGAAAUACAUGCUUUCUAUUUAAGAAACAUUUUAUGUAUGUAUAGUAUUUCAAAUAUUCAUAUAUUUGCAGAGCAUGAAUUAAAACUCUUUUAUUAGAUUCAGUUAAUUUAAUUUGUAUCAGUCACACAAAUUUUGUAUAAAAUUUCUAUAGUAGAAUUCUCUUUCUUGCAUUUAUAAAGAAGCCUGAUAAAAACUUGGGAAAAUAUUUGAUAAUUUUUUAUUAUUAAUUAAAUCAAAACUUUUAAUUUUUUAGGACAGGAGUGAUAGAUCACUAAAAUACUGGUAGAUUGUCCCAGGUUUAAAUCCCAGUGAACGGGCAAGCAACAUGUGGAUUUUUUUUUUUUUUUUUUUUUUUAUGAUUUUCUCCAUGUGCAAUGUAAAUAUGAACUAGUUUCUCUUGAAGAGCCCUCCUCAAAGCAUCCCUCCUGUUAGGCUGAUAGCCUUCUCAUGCUUUGCCAUAAUCCAAUCCAAUCAGUCAAUUCUUAAGAUUGUAAGAAUUGGAGAAAAAUAUAUCUUCUUAUUUUUUAAAUUAGGAAAAAAAAAAAAAAGUGGAUGCAGUUCUGGUUAUGUAUUUAACCUACACAUGCAGGAUAAAAUGUAUACCUUUGUUCUUUCCUCAUCCUGUAGCAAUAUUUGGGUAAUAACAUAUAACCUGAUGCACAAAGAUUUUUAAGCAUUACAUGGAAUUACCAAAUUCCUUUUGAUACAGAUCUAUAGUGUAAAUAUAAUUUUUUUAUAUCAGGGUCUGUAAUAAGAAUAUAGUUCGUUAUUUUUCUUGUAUAUUUAUGUAAUUUUAAUUUAAUAAUCAAUAAUAAAUUUUAAUGUUUUAAUUGAAAUUUAAUUAACUUAGUGAAUAAAUCAGGACCUCAGUUUGAGAAGUUCUGACGACAUUUUUCUUAUAAGUUAUCCUGAUUUGCACAUAUGUUUAUAUAUUUAAAAUUUGUUUUGCUUUAAUGCAAUAUUUUAAUUGAAUAAAUAGUCCGUUUUGUUUUCUUACUUCUUCCUUUGUUAAAAAGAAUUUCCUUCUUUGUCUACAUAUUUGCUAGCAAGUGCUUCUUGUAUUGUCUUUAAGAAACAAAAUUUUAUUUACAUUGAGUUAUUGUGAAAAACUCGUGUGUUUCCCCUCCUCCAUAAUGGUAAACAACAAAAUUAAUUCUAACUUGUAAAAAAUGCUUAUAUUUAAUGCAUUUUAUUUUAGAUUAAAAACAAGAUAUGGGUAGUGCUAUUGUUUGCUUUUUGAUAUUCAGCAUAUUUGUAUAAUCAAAUGUGAAAAUAUUUUUGUGCUUAAUACAAGUAAAAGCGCAUUUUUUGUAAAAGAUAGUAUUUAUGAAUUAUCCCCCCCCCCAAAAUACAAUUUUAUCACUGUUUCAAGAAAAUGUUGCUGCUGAAAAAUUCAUCGAGAAAAUGCAAAUCUCAAUUUUUGUAAGAUCAAUUUCCAAGUUACCUUUUGUCUCCAUUGAAAAAAUUCAUUUUUUAAUCCUAAAAAUCCUUAUUCUAGACUGUAUUUUUGGAGAAUUUUAUAAUAUGCAUUGUCAGCAUGGUUUGAUAUAUAUCAAUUAAUCCAACAGAACUUUAAAUUCUCAGGUCAGUUAAAAAAAAAAUUAAAUAAGUCUUAACUUUAUAAUUUUUAUUCACUUGACAUUCUAUUAAACUUCUUUUGCAAAUUACCCAAAAUAAAUACUACAGGUGAUGAUUUAGAUUUCUCUCAAGCUUUCCAUAUACAUUAAAAUCUGUCAGCUUCGAUUAGUGAUUUUGAUUCCAAUCAUAUUUUUCUCAGAAUAUUUUAUAUAUACAGCUGUUUGGAAAUGUUGAGAAUAAUUUUGUUACUUUUGUUACUUAUCUGUUGGGCUAUAUCGAAAUGCAUAGUUGUACCAAGUUGAUUAUCACUAAUAAUUUAAAUACAAUUUUUUAAAAAACAAUAUCAAGAAUGUUAUCCUGAAUGACUUAAGUUGCAAAAUUUGUUGGAAUAUAGACAAAAUAUAGAUUUUUACAUUUUUUUUUAAAUCCUGCAUAUUUGAAGAUAUUUUGCACUGAAAAAAAAUAGACUUGCAUUUAAAAUAGCUUCAUAUAUAUGAACUUAAUGUAUUAAACACUACAAGAGAAGUAAAUGAUCUAAAUAUUGAAAAUCCAAAUUCUUAACAUAAAAUUAAAUGUUUUCUUUCAGCUCAGAAUUAAGCAAAUAAAUGCAUUUUUAAAUGGUAGGAAUGCAUAUAAGUAUUUUUCAGAAUAGCAUUUUAAGGGAGAAAACUUAUAUUUAAGUCUAUAUAGUAAGAACAUCACAAAACAAAUGAAACUUCAUAUUACAUCUACAUCGCAUAGAAAAUACUUCUGAAAGUUAGGAAGCUCUAAGAACAAAU